AUGAGCGUGAUGAGAGAGAUGAGAGUGAUGAGAGAGAUGAGCGUGAUGAGAGAGAUGAGCGUGAUGAGAGAGAUGAGAGAGAUUAGAGAUGAGAGAGAUGACAGAGAUGAGAGUGAUGAGAGAGAUGAGAGAGAUGAGAGUGAUGAGAGAGAUGAGAGUGAUGAGAGAGAUGAGAGAGAUGAGAGAGAUGAGAGAGAUGAGCGUGAUGAGAGAGAUGAGAGAGAUGAGAGGGAUGAGAGUAAUGAGAGUGAUGAGAGAGAUGAGAGUGAUGAGAGAGAUGAGAGAGAUGAGAGAGAUGAGAGUGAUGAGAGAGAUGAGAGAGAUGAGAGAGAUGAGAGUGAGAGUAGAGUGAGUCGUGAGGAGGCCGUGAAAGUUUCAUGGGUAUGA
Messenger RNA from Knipowitschia caucasica, 387 nucleotides. The record is from the annotation of a GenBank genome assembly. Lineage: Eukaryota; Metazoa; Chordata; Actinopteri; Gobiiformes; Gobiidae.